ACGCCCGCUUCUACUUAGAUACUAUUCCCCCGUGGGACAGUGACUCGAUUGCAGGUGGCCAGAUCACUGCCCAUCUAGAGGCAAACCCAAGUUACAUGAUUGCGCUCCCCAAUCUCGCUGGCAUACAAUGCAGACAAUGAACUCGGCGAACAGUGGCAACUUGAAUAAAGAACGUCGUAUCCGAAACGGCACCAUUGAACAAGUUAUGGUGGACUCGUGGCAAAACGCAUUGCAAAAGUGUAAUCAACAACCAACCAAGAAAUCAACAGCGAUAGCUAGCUUUUCGUUCCUUCCAUCCAACAAAUACUCCUCUUGGGGAAUCACAGGGAAAUCGAGACAGUACCAUAUACUGAU
Serpula lacrymans var. lacrymans S7.9 is the source of this 354-nucleotide messenger RNA. RefSeq lists its product as uncharacterized. The annotation marks the transcript as partial. The transcript is spliced from 2 exons. The record is from RefSeq and is a predicted model, not a curated record. Lineage: Eukaryota; Fungi; Basidiomycota; Agaricomycetes; Boletales; Serpulaceae.